AUGCUCCGGGUAGUCCAGAAACGUUGCGCCUCAACGGCCCCGCUCAUCCGGCCGAUUCACCGUGUUCUGGUGGCGAAUCGCGGUGAAAUCGCGAUCCGCGUUCAGAAUACCGCCCGCAAAAUGGGCAUCGAGACGGUUUCUGUGUUCUCCGACGCCGAUCGCAACGCGUUGUUCGUCAAAAAAGCGGACAAGGUGAAAAAUUUAUAAAAAAGCGAAUUUUGAGAAAGACGAGUUCAGGCCUAUCACAUCGGCCCUCCAUUGGCCUCCGAGUCGUAUCUGAACAUGGAUAAGAUCAUCGACACGGCGCUAAAGUCCGGAGCUCAGGCAAUCCACCCCGGAUACGGAUUUCUGUCCGAGAAUGCCGGAUUCGCUGAGAGAUGUGUUCAGGCCGGCCUGGUCUUCAUCGGGCCGCCAGCACAGGCCAUCCGAGACAUGGGCGCCAAGAAUGUGUCGAAACAGAUCAUGGAGGACGCGAAGGUUCCCGUGGUUAGGGGAUUCCACGGCGAGGAUCAGUCCGACGAGAAUUUGAAGAGAAAAUCGGCUGAAAUCGGUGCGCAAAACACCUAAAAUAAGGAGUUACUGUUAUUUUUUGCUCAAAUUUCUAGGCUACCCGGUAAUGCUCAAAGCAGUGUACGGCGGCGGCGGAAAGGGAAUGCGCAUCGCGUGGUCUGAAGCAGAAUUCGACGAAAAGCUGGCGUCCGCCCGAAAUGAGGCUAAGAAAUCGUUCGGAAACGACGAGAUGCUCGUGGAGAAGUUUGUGGAGCGUCCGCGCCACGUGGAAGUGCAAGUGUUCGGCGACCAUCACGGCAAUUAUGUGCAUUUGUGGGAAAGAGACUGCUCCGUUCAGCGCAGACAUCAGAAGAUCAUCGAGGAGGCGCCCGCACCGAAUAUGGGUUCUUAAUCUUUGUUUAUUCUCGAGAAUUGUCUUAUUUUUAAGCUCACGAAACACGUCUGAAGCUUGGAGAAUCGGCAGUUCGUGCCGCGUCGGCCGUCGGUUACGUCGGCGCCGGAACCGUCGAAUUCAUCAUGGAUCCACGAGGCGAAUUCUAUUUUAUGGAGAUGAACACGCGUCUUCAGGUGGAACACCCCGUUAGCGAGGCCAUCACGGGCACCGAUCUUGUCGAAUGGCAAUUGCGAGUGGCUCAGGGAGAGCCUCUCCCACUGAAACAAUCGGAGAUUCCAUUAAACGGACACGCGUUUGAGUGCAGAGUGUACGCGGAGGACACGCGGGAGGGCGCGUUCAUGCCGACCGCCGGAAGACUCACCUACGUGGAUUUCCCGGAAGACGCGCGCAUCGAUACGGGAGUGGUGUCGGGCGACGAGGUGUCGAUCCACUACGAUCCGAUGAUCGCCAAGGUGGUCGUGUGGGGGCGGGACCGUGCCGCCGCGGCCGCCAAACUCGAGAGCGCCCUUGCGCGCACCCGAAUCUCCGGCCUUCCAACCAACAUCGAGUUCGUGCGUCGGGUGCUCGCCCAUCCUGAAUUCCAAGCCGGCAACGUCUACACCGACUUCAUUCCCGACCACCAGAAGGAGUUGUUCGAGAAAAAGGACACUCCUCCCGAAGUUCACAUCGAAUCCGCCGUCGCCCACGCACUUUCGACGCUCCAGAAGAGCAACGAUGGCGUCUUCCAGAAUCUCUCCUUUUUCAGAAUCAAUCUCGCGUCGCUUUUCGUCUGCAAGAUUGGUAAUCGAUUAUUUUGUGGAGAAAAGGUUAUAUUUAUUACAGACGGAAAAGAGAUCAAAGUGCGCUUCGAGGGCGAUCGUCGGCUGACCGUCUCCUACGACGGAAACUCGUUCGAAACGCUUCUCGGUGACGUCGAAAACACUGGAGAGAGCGAGUUCAGGUUCACGCUCGAGGCCAACGGUCGCCGAUGGAGUACGCUGGUCAAGAAUCUCAAGGAAAGCUUGCUGGUGGGUCUAAAAUAGGGCGAAUUUGAUAAGUGAAUUCCCGAUUUUCAGGUGAACGGAGUAGGCCAGAACGAGUACGAGGCUCCGCAGAACGCCGGCAACAUUGACGCCUACGCGGGAGCCGCCGCCAGCCACUCGGCAGUCGCCCCGAUGCCCGGAAUAAUCGAAAAAGUGCUCGUCAAGCCGGGAGAUCAGGUCAGCAGGAAAUUUGGCAGUUUUUUCCAUGUAUCUCUUGUUUUAGGUGACAACUGGCCAGGCGCUCGUUGUAAUGACCGCCAUGAAGAUGGAAUACAUCAUCCGCGCGCCGGAAGACUCGACCGUCGAACAGAUCAAGUGUCAGGCGGGCAAGAAUGUGCCAAAAAAUGCGGUUCUCGUGCAAUUCGCUUGA
Messenger RNA from Caenorhabditis sp. 36 PRJEB53466, 2296 nucleotides. The record is from the annotation of a GenBank genome assembly. NCBI's taxonomy places the organism in Eukaryota, Metazoa, Nematoda, Chromadorea, Rhabditida, Rhabditidae.